This is a messenger RNA of Sinocyclocheilus rhinocerous, 2338 nucleotides long. Its product is annotated as TGF-beta receptor type-1-like. Bases 58 to 1545 code for a protein of 495 amino acids. The record is from RefSeq and is a predicted model, not a curated record. The transcript has 9 exons. Gene Ontology annotation, cellular component: signaling receptor complex; plasma membrane. NCBI's taxonomy places the organism in Eukaryota, Metazoa, Chordata, Actinopteri, Cypriniformes, Cyprinidae. Gene Ontology annotation, biological process: heart development; transforming growth factor beta receptor signaling pathway; cellular response to growth factor stimulus. Gene Ontology annotation, molecular function: ATP binding; SMAD binding; transforming growth factor beta receptor activity, type I.
ACUACUUGAAUGUGUGAGAAAAAAACUGACCAGUGCUAAAGAAUAAUCUCUACCACGAUGGACGUGGGAGCAUUACUUAGCCGCUCGAUACUGCUGGCUUUACUCGUAUUCACGGUGACCCAGGAGGCGCGAGGAUUGCUGUGUUAUUGUGAGCGAUGUGUAAAUCGGACAUGCAACACAACUGGCCUGUGUUUUGCUGUCAUUGCAAAGUCUGCCGGACAAUUUGUGACACAGGAGAGUCAGUGCAUUCAGCAGGAUGAUCUUUACCCAAGGGACAGGCCUUUCCAAUGCGCCCCCUCCAACAACGGCAAGCAUCCGUUUUGCUGCGACACGGACAUGUGCAACAAGAACCCAAAGGUCAACCCAGAGUUGCCUGAUAGUGAACCCCAGUCUCUGAGUCCCAUAGCCUUGGCCGCGGUGAUUGCCAUCCCCAUCUGCGUGCUGAGCUUCAUGCUGGUGCUGCUCUUUUACAUGUGCCAUAAUCGCUCCAUCAUCCACCAUCGUGUGCCAAGUGAGGAAGACCCCACUAUGGACCACCCGUUCCUUGCUGACGGCACCACGCUGAAGGACCUCAUCUAUGACAUGACCACUUCUGGAUCAGGCUCAGGUUUGCCGCUGCUAGUGCAGAGGACCAUUGCCAGGACCAUCAUCCUCCAGGAGAGCAUAGGGAAGGGCCGUUUUGGAGAGGUGUGGAGGGGCCGCUGGCGUGGAGACGAGGUGGCAGUGAAGAUCUUCUCCUCCAGAGAGGAGCGCUCAUGGUUCCGUGAGGCGGAGAUCUACCAGACUGUCAUGCUUCGUCAUGAGAACAUCCUGGGCUUUAUUGCUGCAGACAACAAAGAUAAUGGCACGUGGACUCAGCUGUGGCUGGUUUCUGAUUACCAUGAGCACGGCUCGCUCUUUGACUACCUGAACAGGUACACGGUCACAAUAGAGGGCAUGAUCAAGCUGUCUCUCUCCACCACCAGCGGUCUGGCUCAUCUACAUAUGGAGAUUGUGGGCACUCAGGGUAAGCCUGCAAUAGCCCAUCGUGAUCUGAAAUCCAAAAACAUAUUAGUGAAGAAGAAUGGUACCUGCUGCAUUGCUGACCUUGGAUUGGCCGUGCGCCACGACUCAGCCACAGACACAAUUGAUAUUGCACCCAACCACAGAGUGGGCACUAAAAGGUAUAUGGCCCCUGAGGUGCUGGAUGACUCCAUUAACAUGAAGCAUUUUGAGUCUUUUAAAAGGGCAGACAUCUAUGCCUUGGGUCUGGUGUUUUGGGAAAUUGCUCGCAGGUGUUCAAUUGGAGGCAUCCAUGAGGACUACCAGCUGCCCUACUAUGACCUUGUACCAUCUGAUCCGUCAAUAGAGGACAUGAAGCGGGUAGUGUGUGACCAAAAGCUUCGUGCCAACAUCCCUAACAGGUGGCAGAGCUGCGAGGCCCUGCGUGUGAUGGCAAAGAUCAUGAGGGAAUGCUGGUACGCCAACGGAGGCGCUCGCCUCACCGCGCUUCGUGUGAAAAAGUCUCUAUCCCAGCUCAGUCAACAAGAAGGAAUCAAGAUCUAGAGCAAAACUCUCAUCAUCUUGACACUCCCUCCACUCAUCUAGAGAGGACAGCGAGGGACCUACAUCCGGUGUGGAGGUUUACUUCAAUCGGGAAUAUCGAGGGACCAGAAACGAUUGGUGCUGUUUCACUGUUGUCCAUGAAAAGAUACCUCCUCAUCAUGCAAGAACACCUCAGAUAAACUUUACCAGCCAUGCUUCAUCUGGUGAGUCACCAAACAACAACCACAGAUGGCCAUUCGGUGUCAUUGAUGUGCUUUUCAAACUGGACUUGAGCCUUUUGGACUUGUUUCUGUAUAUAGCCUCUUGUCUCUAGACGUACAUAUCUGACUUGCUUGUAUGCUCGUAUAUUCACGUGUAGAUUAACACAGAAACAAAUACUGCACAUAAUGACGUGCUGCAGUGUUUGUCCCAGGAAGUGCCACUGCUCUGAAACAGUCCUGUUUACCAUAUUUGGCAAAAAAGGAUCUUUGUAGGUAUCAAGUCACUACGUCUCUUUACAACCGACAUUGGAUUUACACCAAGCACUUGUUUGCAAACAACUCAUCAGUUGAAGAAAACAUUGAAAGUAAAAAGAAUAAAAUUCUGCUGAUUGCUGUAGCAGAAACUCCAAAAACUGAUUAUGUGGAAGUGGUUUCAUAAUGUGGCUUCACCAUACUCUCUUUCCAGAGACCAAGAGCGAGCCUGAAGGGACCAGCCAGAAAACUGGGUUAGUCAUCAAAAGCCAUUUGUACAAAGGCCAACUUAGCUACAGCACAUCUACGUUAAUGUAAUAAGGAUGUGUAUGUUUUUAUGC